This is a messenger RNA of Daucus carota subsp. sativus, 1618 nucleotides long. RefSeq names its product photosynthetic NDH subunit of subcomplex B 1, chloroplastic. The record is from RefSeq and is a predicted model, not a curated record. The coding region runs from base 59 to 1471 and encodes 470 amino acids. Lineage: Eukaryota; Viridiplantae; Streptophyta; Magnoliopsida; Apiales; Apiaceae. Gene Ontology annotation, biological process: photosynthetic electron transport in photosystem I. Gene Ontology annotation, cellular component: NAD(P)H dehydrogenase complex (plastoquinone); chloroplast. The transcript has 6 exons.
UAAGACAACCAAAACUACACACAAUGACUUGUAGACAACUUGAAAUUUACAGAGCAUAAUGGCCUCUGCUACAUCAGCAUGUCUACUACCAAAACCAGUUGCACCAAAAUUCCCAUGUUCGCCUACAAUUGUUGCCUCUGCUACCCAUCUCACCAAUGCACCUUUCUUGAAUAAUGCGUCAUUGUCUGACCAACUUUGUCAUGCACCGCGGCCUUGUUUUAGGCGAUAUGCCAAAAAGAAUGGCUGGCUUGAUCCUUUUGAUUUCGGGGAUGAUCCUGAAAUGGAAUAUGGUUCAAUGUAUUCAGAAGGUAAGCAAGACGAGGAUCCGAGACCACCUGAGAGUCCUGAUAACCCAUAUGGAUUCUUGAAAUUCCCAAUGGGAUACGGAGUGGAAGUUGCUUCACUAGGUUUGAAAAUCAGGGGUGAUGUCAGAAGAUGUUGCUGUGUGAUUUCUGGCGGGGUUUAUGAAAAUCUGUUGUUUUUUCCCACAAUUCAGUUAAUCAAGGCGCGGUAUCCAGGCGUUCAAGUGGACGUGCUGGCAUCGCCUAGAGGGAAACAAACUUAUGAGUUGAAUAAGAAUGUCAGAUGGGCUGAUGCUUAUGAUGCAGAUGAAGACUUCCCUGAUCCCGCAGAGUAUACCGAUAUGAUUGGAAUUCUCAAGAAUAGAUACUAUGAUAUGAUCUUGUCAACCAAACUAGCAGGGCUGGGACACGCGUCAUUCUUGUUUAUGACUACUGCAAGGGACAGAGUUAGCUAUGUAUACCCCAAUGUAAAUUCUGCAGGAGCUGGUUUGCUCUUAUCUCAAACGUUUACACCUGAUUGCGUAAACCUCUCAGAUGGUGGAUACCACAUGUACCAUCAAAUGACCGAUUGGUUGGGAAGACCUGCUCGUGGUGUACCAAGAGAACCCCUGCCUCCACUGAAAGUAUCGAUCUCAAGGAAGCUGAAAGAAUAUGUGAUGGAGAAAUAUACGAAAGCUGGUGUGGAGAAAGGAAAGUAUGUUGUGAUUCAUGGGAUCCAAUCAGAUUCAAAAGCUUCGAUGCAGUCCAGAGGUGAUACUGAUAGUUUGCUUCCCAUCCAAACCUGGGCAGAAAUUACCAGCACCAUAAGUAGCGGAGUAAAGCCAGUUUUUGUAAUUCCUCAUGAGAAAGUACGCGAGGACGUGGAAGACAUUAUUGGGGAAGAAGCCAGUAUAGUAUUCAUCAGUACUCCAGGACAGUUGGCUGCCCUCAUCAACGAUUCAGUCGGAGUCAUUGCUACAAACACAGCCGCUGUCCAGCUUUCUAAUGCACGAGAAAAACCUUGCAUUGCCUUGUUCAGCUCCGAAGAGAAGGGGAAGCUCUUUGUUCCAGACGCAGACGUGAAAAAAUGCAAGAUUAUUUCUUCUAAGACAGGAGUACUGGCAGAUAUUGAUAUUGAAACUAUUAAAGCUGCAGUUCAGAUCUUCGAAAGGCCCCUAGCACUUGUAUAGACAAAUAGCUUCUCUUUUUACGCCACUUAAUCAUCUAAUAUCAACUCAACCAACGCGAUACAUCAUACCCAUUUUAGCUACACUGCUUGGAGGCCGCAAAGUUGUAAGAUAUCCCAUAAUUCUAUGCUAUAGAUUUAUUUUCUUUUA